Corylus avellana is the source of this 2422-nucleotide messenger RNA. It is a transcript of the gene PIF4, whose product is annotated as phytochrome interacting factor 4. NCBI's taxonomy places the organism in Eukaryota, Viridiplantae, Streptophyta, Magnoliopsida, Fagales, Betulaceae. Gene Ontology annotation, molecular function: protein dimerization activity; DNA-binding transcription factor activity. Gene Ontology annotation, biological process: regulation of DNA-templated transcription. The record is from RefSeq and is a predicted model, not a curated record.
ACACCCAUGGCCUUGAAGUUGUAAAUUUCCUUUCCCGCAGCAAAACCAAACACAGUCAGCCCUUCCAGUCCUUGUGGGCCUCUGUCUGCCAGAUUCACAUCUAACCCACAGCUUAACUGCCACGUGGACAGCCUGCGCGUUUCUGUACAAAACCAGAAAGAACUGUGUUACUACGGAAUGUAUGCUCUGACAUCUGUCUCUGUGUAUGUGUGAGGUCCCUGUCUUUCUAGCCUCCAACUUGUGUUAACUCUCUGGUCUAUUCUCUGUUUCUGUCUUUGCUCUCUCUUUAAUACACAAACACAGAGAAAACUGUAAGGGCUUCAGUUUCUUGUUCAAGAGGAGUCAGAAAUUGGCUUUUGUCAGUAAACCUGGGUUUGGCCUGCCAUGAAUCGUUGCCUUCCUGAUUGGAAUUUUGAGGUUGAUCUCCCUGUGACCACUCAGAAGAGAUCCAUGGGGCCAGAUAAUGAGUUAGUGGAGCUCUUAUGGCAAAAUGGGCAGGUAGUCUUGCAUAGUCAAACACAUCGAAAACCAAGCCUCAGUCCUAAUGAUUCAAGUCAGAAACAUGAUCAACCAUCUGGGUAUUCAAGCAAUUUGAUUCAAGAUGAAGAGAAUGUGUCAUGGAUCCAAUUCCCACUUGAAGAUCCCUUCGAGAAAGAUUUCUAUUCCAACUUGUUCAAUGAAUUGCCACCUUCUGAUCCUAAGGAAGUUGAUAAGCCAACCAAAGAAGACAAGCUUGUUAAGUUUGGUGCUUCUGUUGGUCCUGAAUUUCCUGGAAACUCCAUGCCUCCUCCACCCGGAUUUCUGUUUCCUGAAUCAGCCCAACAAAAUCAUGAUUUAGCAGGUCCUGCAAAAGUUGUGAAUUUUUCUCAAUUAGGAUCUUCAAGUGGACAAUAUGGAGGGAAAAAAUCAGUUGGUUUGAGUCAAACGGCCGAGGUUAGAGAGUGUUCGGUAAUGACAGUUGGAUCCAGCCACUGUGACAGCAAUCAAGUACCAAAUGAUGGCGUUGGGACUUCUGGUUUUUCUGCUGGACCUGUUAAAGGAGAUUUUCAAGAGAAAAUACCUCAGACUGAGAACCCGAAAUCGGACACACUUGAACCAACGGUUACUUCAUCUUCUGGUGGAUCAGGAAAUAGUUUUGGAGGAACUUGCAGGCAAUCUACUGGUGUCAAUAGCCAGAAGAGGAAGGGAAGGGAUAUGGAGUCAUCAGAGUGCCAAAGUGAGGCUGCUGAACAUGAAUCAGCUGGUGGAAACAAACCAGCACAACGAUCAGUGUCUUCCCGCAGGAGCCGUUCGACUGAAGUGCAUAACCUCUCUGAAAGGAAACGGAGAGAUCGGAUCAAUGAGAAGAUGAAAGCAUUGCAGGAGCUCAUACCACACUGCAACAAGACUGAUAAAGCAUCAAUGCUGGAUGAGGCAAUUGAAUACAUGAAGUCACUUCAGCUGCAACUUCAGGUAAUGUGGAUGGGAAAUGGGAUGGCUCCAGUAAUGUUUCCAGGAGUCCAUCACUAUAUCUCCCGAAUGGGCUUGGGAAUUGGUCCUCCUCCUAUGCCUUCUAUUCACAAUCCUCUGCAUUUACAAAACCAGCCUAUGAUGUGCCAAACUCCAGUCUUGAAUCCUGUUAACUACCAAGAUCAGAUGCAUGGUUCUAAUUUUUAUGAGCAAUAUGCACGCUACAUGCGCUUCCAUCAGAUGCAAACCGCCUCUCAGCCCUUUAAUGUAUUCAGAUUUGGUUCCCAAGCAAUGCAACAGAGUCAAACAGAAUCAUCCCCUGUGACGAGCAAUGGACACUUGAAUGGAGGAGCCACAACUAAUGAUGCCGCACCUGUUUUGUAACAUUGAUAUCAGGGAAUGUACAAUUAUAAGCAAAGAAUGAUGCUGUAGUUUGGUGAAUUAUAGGUUCUCCAUUUCUCAUUUCAAGAAUUGUUCUUAAAGAAACAUUCAAACCAUAACUUGGGGAUAGGGAUAUUCAAGUGGGCGGUUUGUGCAUUUGCUUUCCACCCAUCCGCAUGGGUUACAGGCAAAUUUUCAGCUCUCAACCCCGGGCGAGCAGGUACCAUAUCCGCUGUCCAUACAUAUGUCGGGUGGAUAGCGGAAUAUGGGUAGGCAACCGCCUUGGUCUACCUAUAUAUCUGAAAAAAACAGUUGUCUUAUUGAGAUUUUAUUUCUGUGUACUUCACGCAAUUUAGUAUUGUCUAAUUUGGCUAGGUGGUUUGAAAUGUCACUCAAACACUAAAUUGACAUCAUGUGUCCACUAUAUAUCCAGCUAUGGACAUUAGUUUAAGGCAACUUAAGUUAAUUCAUUUGUAUAAUUUUAUUUUUUUCAGAGAAUAUAAUUCAAUUCUCAACUGUAUUUUGUAGGGUCUUUUUUCAAUUUUCUUGUAUUGUUCAAAAUUUAUAAAUAGAUAAGAAUUGAGUUUAUAAA